This is a messenger RNA of Calliphora vicina (urban bluebottle blowfly), 773 nucleotides long. RefSeq lists its product as uncharacterized. The coding region runs from base 60 to 716 and encodes 218 amino acids. The record is from RefSeq and is a predicted model, not a curated record. The transcript is spliced from 4 exons. Lineage: Eukaryota; Metazoa; Arthropoda; Insecta; Diptera; Calliphoridae.
UUGUUCUCAUUUAGUUAAAUUGUAUUGAAUACAACGAGCGGACAUCCAAAUUGACCGUCAUGCAGUUUUUUAAAGUUGUAGCAUUCCUAAAUUUAUUAAUCGUGUGCACGUCUGCAGAAACUUAUUCCAAUUCAACUCAAGUUUUAAGUCGUCGAAAACGAUAUAUUGCAUUUCCAGAUGGUUCUUCCGUUUCGGCAGCCAUUUGUUUAACCAUUGGAGUGGUGGGAAAUCCCCAUGUAGAUUAUUUAAGUUGGGCUGUAAAUUGGGGUGUAGCCUAUAAUUUACCAAAUUAUGCCUGGGCACGUAAACAUGCCCAGGGAUUUUCCAAUAUAACAAAAGCCAUAAUCCAAAGACGUUCUAGAAGAGAUCUCUAUGAGAAACUCGAGUUAAUGAUAGACAACAUGGGAUUCAGUGGUAAUACCUGUAUAGCGCGAGCGCUUUGCGAAAGUGCUCAAAUUUUGCAGUAUUUGCGGCAGCGGCGUGGCAACAUGAUUGAGGAAAUUGUAAAAACUAUUUUUAGUUUACCAACAGCUCCCGUAGAAUAUCAUGAGCCAGAUAAACAUCAUUUAUAUGAUCGUUUGUAUAGACGAGCUAAACGUUCCGAAAUUAAUUGCGCUAUGGAAUAUUCCUCAUGUCGGUUUUCAUUGCUUGAAAUGGCUUUGGGCAAAUAUUCAGUAGGAUCAACGAAAUUAAGUCCGGGAUUUGUUUUCAUGUAAAAUUCAUUAAUAAGUUGAUAUGUGAAAUAAAGACGAACCAGUUUUAUAACAGAACAA